Epinephelus fuscoguttatus (brown-marbled grouper) is the source of this 2951-nucleotide messenger RNA. It is a transcript of the gene rmc1, whose product is annotated as regulator of MON1-CCZ1. Gene Ontology annotation, biological process: regulation of autophagy. The record is from RefSeq and is a predicted model, not a curated record. The coding region runs from base 129 to 2096 and encodes 655 amino acids. The transcript is spliced from 21 exons. Gene Ontology annotation, cellular component: Mon1-Ccz1 complex; late endosome membrane; lysosomal membrane. Lineage: Eukaryota; Metazoa; Chordata; Actinopteri; Perciformes; Serranidae.
GAAACCGGAAGUGCUAUGGCCGCUACAUGAAGUGAACAGUUCCUGUCUGCUGCUGAGGCUGUCAGGACUCUGAACUGAGGAUAAAACAAUAAUAAUAAAAGUAUUAACUGUAAUAAUAAAGUGCGAGGAUGAGUGAGGAACAUUACCUGGAGCUCUGUGAGAACCCGGUACAGUUUGAACAUGCUUCCAGCGUCAACAAUGUCUUCUUCGACGAAGCUAAUAAGCAGGUGUUUGCGGUGCGUUCAGGUGGAGCCACGGGAGUAGUGGUCAAAGGCCCAGACGACAAGAGCAGUGUUGCCUUCAGAAUGGACGAUAAAGGAGAAGUUAAGUGUAUAAAAUUCUCCAUUGGAAAUAAGAUUUUGGCGGUUCAGAGGACUUCAAAGUCUGUGGAUUUCAUCAACUUCAUACCUGACUAUCCACACACAGAGUUCAGCCAGGAAUGCAAGACGAAGAACGCAAGUGUUUUGGGUUUCUGCUGGACAAACUGGAACGAGAUUGUGUUCAUCACUGACCAGGGGAUAGAGUUCUACCAGGUGUUUCCUGACAAGCGCAGUCUGAAGCUGCUGAAAAGUCAGAGCAUUAACGUGAACUGGUACCAGUAUUGUCCAGAGACGGCCGUCAUCCUGCUGUCCACCACCGUGCAGGGAAACAUCCUGCAGCCCUUUGCUUUCAGGAAUGGGACAAUGUCCAAGAUGUCUAAGUUUGAGAUUGAACUGCCGGUCGUCCCCAAACCUGCCAAACUCAGCCUGUCAGAGAGGGACAUCGCCAUGGCAACCAUUUAUGGUCAGCUGUAUGUGAUGUAUCUGAAGCAUCACUCCAGAACAGCCAACAGUCCCAGUGCAGAAGUGGUGCUCUAUCACUUACCGAGGGAGGGUGCAUGUAAGAAGACUCACGUGUUGAAGUUGAACACGACGGGGAAGUUUGCUCUGAACAUCGUUGAUAACCUGGUGGUGGUUCAUCAUCAGAGCUCCCAGACGUCUCUGAUCUUCGACAUCAAGCUCAAAGAACCAGACUGUGCUGUCAACACACACCAACCUGUCCUACCUGCUCGCUCUAUACACCCCUACAGGAUACCCCUCGCAGGUCCAGCAGUUGUUCCGUCUCAGCCUCCAGUACCAUGUCAGCUCUACUCUUCCUCCUGGAGUGUCUUCCAACCUGACAUCAUCAUCAGUGCCAGUGAAGGUUACUUGUGGUACUUACAGGUGAAGUUGCCUCCAACUGUCAACCUGCUGCAGGACAAAGGCAAACUGAUGGACUUCCUGUUGCGACGAAGAGACUGCAAGAUGGUCAUCCUGUCUGUCUGCUCACAGAUCUUGGAAGGCGGGGAGAAGGGAAGUCUUCCUGUUGUGGCAACCGUCUUCGACAAACUCAAUCAGGUGUAUAAAGAAUACCUGGAGGCAGAGCAGACCUACACUGUGGCGAUGGAGUCCGGUCCGAGUCGAGGCAGUGCAGCCCAGAAGCGUCCAAUCAGAACUCAGGCAGUCAUUGACCAAUCAGACAUGUACACACACGUCCUGUCAUCAUUCACAGAGAGGAAGGGUGUCUCCCAUAAAUUCAUCAUUGCGGUGCUGAUGGAGUACAUCCGCUCUCUGAACCAGUUUCAGAUCACUGUGCAGCAUUACCUGUACGAGCUGGUGAUAAAGACGUUGGUGCAGCACAACCUCUUCUACAUGCUACACCAGUUCCUCCAAUAUCACGUCCUCAGUGACUCCAAACCACUGGCCUGUUUACUUCUGUCUCUGGAGAGUACGUACCCUCCUGCACACCAGCUGUCACUGGACAUGCUGAAGCGUCUCUCCACAGCCAAUGAUGAGAUUGUGGAGGUUCUGCUGUCCAAGCAGCAGGUUCUGGGCGCGCUCAGAUUCAUCCGUAGUGUCGGUGGCCAUGACAACGUGUCAGCCAGGAAGUUUCUGGACGCAGCACGGCAAACCGGAGACCAGAUGUUGUUCUACACUGUGUUCAGGUCAUUCCAGCAGAGAAACCAGCGGUUGAGAGGAAGUCCCAGCUUCAACCCCGGAGAGCACUGUGAGGAGCAUGUUGUUUACUUCAAGCAGCUGUUUGGGGAUCAUGCUCUGAUGAAACCCUCCACUGUGUAAAUCACCAGGACCAAAAACACACACAGACUACACUUAGCCGGACGUCAGCAGACUGGAGUCUCCCCCUCCGUCAGUUUGGCCUCACAGAAAACUCAGGAGACAACCUCAUGGGUGACAAGCCAACACAUAGGUUAAAUGUACACUCAUAUUCAAUGCUCAAUAUCAUUUUUUAUUAUGCUGUUUGUGUUUGCACAAAUAAACAUGUAUCCUGAUUAUACUGUGGCAUGUAAACCUGAUCCAAGUCUCUAAUCCCAUACAUACAUUAGAUAAUUAGUCUGACUUAUCAGAUAAUUUGGUACUUAAACUUGAUCAGCACAGGAUAUUUUAAGAUGAUAAUUUUAUCAUGCAUCAUCAUACUCAAAGUAAAAGUAUUACUGACCUGCUGCAUGUCCCGCUUUCUGCUGGUUUCUUAUAUACACAGAGUCAGAGAUGUACCUGCACAGGUGAUCAGAAUCCUUGAGAAUGACAGAAUCAUAUAAACAGGGACAUCAUUAAUUGGGUUACUUUGGUCUUUAUAAAUGUCUUCAUUCAUCAGAAUAUGAACAAAUCUGAAAAUAACUGUAGCCAAUGUCAACUGAUGUCAGCUGUCAGAGGCUGAAUGUUGUUAUGCCUGUAUGAAUAUUUUGUACAUAUUACAUAAUGUGUUCAUUUUUUAAAGAUAAUGUAUUAUUGUGUUCCUUACAGUCACCACUUCUUAAUUCUUCACUUUUAAAUCAAACUGCAAUGAACUGUAUAGAGUAACCUUGGAAAUAUGUUGUAAUGUUUUUGUAAAUGGGUCUAACAUAUAUAAAUAGUGUAUGUACAUUAUGCGUGUGACUAUUUAAAUGUUUACAGCUAAUAAAAGAUUAAAAUACA